Messenger RNA from Branchiostoma floridae (Florida lancelet), 2720 nucleotides. RefSeq lists its product as uncharacterized. Gene Ontology annotation, biological process: negative regulation of TOR signaling; neurotrophin TRK receptor signaling pathway; negative regulation of protein kinase activity. The record is from RefSeq and is a predicted model, not a curated record. The transcript is spliced from 12 exons. Lineage: Eukaryota; Metazoa; Chordata; Leptocardii; Amphioxiformes; Branchiostomatidae. Gene Ontology annotation, cellular component: cytoplasm. Bases 197 to 1507 code for a protein of 436 amino acids.
GUACAUGACCCGGAAGUAAACGAUGAACGAGUUCCAGGCGAGUUUGGCAGAAAGAUUUAGACCAUGAUGUUUUUCAGUGUUGAAAGGUAGGUCCUGACUCGCUGUUUGUGACUGUUGUAGUGGUCAACCGUUCAUUAUGGGGACGUGAAAACAAUUAGAUCCGUGUAAGUCCUUGGUGUAAGUGAGCCCCGUGACCAUGCGGCUGUCUUGUAGGUGUUUGAACGUGUCCGUGGAGAUUCGAGAGGCGACACUAGAUUUUGCCGACACCUCCGACCCUCUGACGUCGGCCCCCCACACAGAUGUCUUCAGUGGUGAGGACACAGCAGAGGCAACCCUGGGACUAGCGGGGGUCACAGUGAAAUACCCAUUUUUGACAGAGGAGACGUCAGCAGGUGAAUGGAAGGUGCUACAAUGUCUUAACUGUGGUCUGAGAACACAUGCCUGUAGGGUGGAUGAAACCACUGGGGCUGUGCUGGUCAGUAGGAAAAUGCAGACAUCCCCGCCAUCUUCUCCCACAGGUGACCAGUCUGUAGACUUUUCACCUGCCUUCCAGCUGGUCCUGUCAGGUGCAGACUGGCCAGAUGUAGGUGCAGCUGGCACAGAUGGAAUGUCCGAACCCACCCGUCCAGAAGUCUUAGACAGUUGUUCAGCUGACCGUCAGGAGGUUCAUCACAGGCUCUCUCAUUACCUUCAACAGCAGAAGGCAAGGAUGGAGGAAGCCAUCAGGCGAGUAACUGAAGAACAACAAAGGAAAUAUGAAGAGUUGGAAAAGAGAGCAUUGGUGGAUGAAACUCGGCUACUCAGUGUUCUCCAUGCUGUUGGCCAGAGAAAGCUUGAAGCCCAGCAGUCAGCCACAACCCUGAGGCCAGAGUCUGGUAUAGAGUCAAGUACCAAUGUACCCUCCACAGGGCCUGAGAGCCAGGCUACUCCUCAGGCUAGUACUCAGAAGGCAGCACCUUCUGAAGCCAUUGUUAAGAAGACCGCUGUAAAGCCCCAUAGGCCACCAGUAUUUAAAGUCCCAGGUGCAGGUCGGAGAGCACAGGUCAGACAUAGUAAACCAAGGCAAGACAAUACAGACCAGUUAUCAUGGGAUUCCAGCACAAACACAGAUGCAGACAUACUGUUUGAAGUUGAUGACAUCACACCACAGCCAUCUACACCAGGCCAAAUGGAAAAGGCUAGUGCUGCAGCUGGUACAUCUGAUAGGGUGGAAGACAAGCCAGUAGAAGACCACUACCCGACCGUGUCUGAGCUGCCCGCUGUCCCAGACCUGGACCACAGACUGUACGCCUCCUCCCUCCCCAUGGACAUGCCCUUCAUGACCCGCGCCAGGAUAGCGCACGUACAGGAGGAGGACACUGGCUUCUCGAGCUCCAUACAAGACCCAGAACAGAUGGUGGCGAGUAUGAAGGCGCUGGCCAUGAGUGUACAGGAGGACGGGACCCAGAUGUUCGGAGACCUGCCCAGGCCUCGCAUCAACACAGGAGAUCUACUGGCACGAUGGUGAAAUCAGACCCGUUCAUGGAAACCUUGGAUCAAUGAAUUCCAUGGCCAUGAAAUGCAUCAUUAGAGUGGUGAAUUCCAUGGCUGUGAAAAUUCUUUAAUUCAAAGUCAUGGACUUCGUCACUUUGGGUAGUAAAGUCUAUAGUCAUAGGUUACUUAGAUAGGUUACUGUACUGUACUGUAAAUGCAUUCAAGUUUGUGAAAAUUUCUGCAUUUACAGUACUGUGUUUCCGCAGACUCUAACCUCUCAGUGAGGAAUACCAUGGUCAUGACAUUCAUCAUUCCAUGGUCUUCAGAAAAUGUGGACAUAGUUUAUAGUUGUGUGCUUGUGUUUAAACGUGCAAUCAACACAUAUGGAAUGUUUUUAAUCAUUAUCAGAGAUUGGAGAGAGUGAAACCAUCUAUUGUAGCAGUAGACUAGAAAAACUAACAAACAUACUUUUGUGAAGUUGAUUCAUGUUGUGGAAAGGAUAAGACAUUAUGGAGUAUUUUGACCCACCUCUAUUUUGAAAACAGGCAGGAUUGAAUGUUUCAUGUGUACAGACAUUGGUGCAUUCAUAUGCAUGUGUGCCCGUAUGUCUGCAACUUGUAUACAGGUGAAGUUUCAUCAGGUUGGUAUGUCACUGGGUAUCAAAAGUCUUUGUACACAACAAAGUGUUUUAUUCAAGACUGACGUUUUGGUGACCGUCUGUCACCUUCCUUAGGACAACUUUAACUGGUUCUUUUACACACUACAUCUGUUAGCUGUCACACAGUGAACCAGUCAGUAUUGUCCUGUGGAAAGUGAUCGUCAGUCACCAAAUUGAUGGUUUUGACUACAACUCUUUUUUGUGUACAUUAAGGACUAUGUUAUUCUGUAUAGUAAUUAUGUAAUACUUCAAUGUUCCAAAAGUGAAAUCUGGGAUCUGUAUAAUAUUUAAAAGGUGAUACAAACCAGUUAUAGGAAGAAUUUACCAAAAAAAUUAAUAAUUAGUGAAAACUUUGCAAAUGUUUGGAGUGUUUAGUAUGUAAUGUAGACCUAAGGUAACUGGAAAACCAAUUCCAUAAAUCGUACAUUUUCAGUUGAUAAUGUUGCAUAAUUUUUGACAGUGAUCUCAGUAAUGAACUUGGAAACGACCAUUGAUUUCAUUUGAAUGUGUGCCAACAGGCUUGAUAUGAAAAUUACAAAAAGUAUCAAUGUUGUAGCUCUUUUUAAUUAAUAAAUCAGAAAAAUAGCAA